GCGUAACGACCUUGCUGAUUUUCUUCAGAUAAGGACUUUAAAACAACGCGCAAAAGGGCUGGUUGCUUUUGCCCAGCAGUGAAAUAAUGUACAGAACUUAUGCGUUUGCUGCCGUGUGCAGUGUGUGUAUGAUCAUUACUUUGAUCAGUGAUGCAGAAGCUGGAUGUGAAGACAUAGGACGUUGCUGCAGCGGGAAGAGCACGGGAUGCAAGUACAGUUACGGAUCCUCCGGAAGACACGGACGAGUUUGUUACUGUGAUGAAUACUGCCAAAAAUCCGGAGAUUGUUGUAGCGACUACGAGUCUUAUUGCUUAUCACGAGCUCAAGAUUGCGUUAUGACAUACUGGAGCCAUUGGAGUCAUUGCACAGCUCGGUGUGGAUUGGGAAUGACAGAACGAAGGAGAGAAGUGCAUAUACCGCCAUCUGGUGGUGGAAAGGAAUGUGGAAAACGCAGACAAACAAAGGCAUGCCGCCAUAACAACGAUAGAUGUCGUAAUAAAGAAAUCGCCCAAAUUCUGCCAUCGUAUCACAACCGAAAGAGGAAUGUACGUGACAAAUACGAACGUCCAAGUGUGCUCAAAAAAGUUAAAAAAGACAGUUACUGCGUGCAUUACCGCAUAUCAUCUAUUGCUUGGUACUGCCGGUAUGCAUCACCUUACCACGUAUUAAAGAUCGGUUCCUUGGUUUGUGCGGAAUGCCAUGACACUGCUAUGGACAGGGAAGGACACUGUGCCGGCUCUUAUACUGCGGUCCGCAGUCGCUGGAGGUCGCUAGUUGGUCGUCCGUGCCACGGAACAUGGGAAAGCGAAGGCGAAAAGGAAGAGAACUGCAGAUGUGGAGAAAAUCCGGGAAAAGACUUUAUUUUUGUUUGAGCACAACCACAGACACGCUGAAAACUUAAAACUGACAACACUAGUCUCAUUUAAAUAGGUCGCUCACGCACGAUCGCAGGAAUCAUUUUGAGUCAGCGUCCAGCAUGUUCGUAGUAACAAAGAUAUAUGCCUCAAGCUAGUAGUAUAAUUGUACGUCUCACUUCACGUCACUGCUUGGUCAUAAUUCAUAUUUAUUCGCUCGAUGUAUCGACUGUGACGAUUCAAUCUUUGCCGCAUUUUAAGGAAUUCAUAAUGAAUGCAUUUUUGAAAUGAGCGGCGAAAUAUAUAUGUUUUGCUACCGCUAGGUGGUAGUAGAGUAUGGUUGAAAAUCGAGAGAUAUCAUUGUACCACUAUUGUAAAAUAACACGAAUUUAUAAGUUAUCUCUUUGGCUGUUCUACCUCGUUUUUUUCGCGGACAUUAGCGGCUUUAUAAUGAUUCGCUAAUAUGGGUGUAUGUUAGUAAAUUUAUAGGUCGUUGGUCGCCAACAUUUUCUGUUCUAUGGGUAAUUUUUUAAACUGCAUCUUCACCAGCAGGUUUAAUUCUUCGUUAUUUUGUAAAGCGAAGUUCAUGAAACAAUCCUAAAGAACAAGAAAAAAGUUCUACUUUUAGACUAUAAACGCUGCUGAAGCGUUGCUAUGUGGAAAAACCCACACACCCACUCGUGCCGUCUGAAACACUCUUAUAAUGCUUUUUAUCGCGAUUUCAGCAUAUAUUUUUUCUUGUUGUGUCUGCUUGCAGCUAAAACCUUUUUUAAAAUCACAAUUUUUGUAAUUGUUUUUUUUUUUCUUUUUUUUUGAUAAAUUAAAGUGUUAUAAAGUAAAAUCAAGAUUAAUUUUUAUAUCUCUGUUUUUUUUCUUGAUUCUAUAUGAUCUUGUACAACUGUACAUGUAUUACGAUAAUCAUGAAUGACAUAUUGCAGAUUACAGCAUUAAAUUAAAUGAAUGGUGGCUCUA
Messenger RNA from Ciona intestinalis (vase tunicate), 1826 nucleotides. NCBI's taxonomy places the organism in Eukaryota, Metazoa, Chordata, Ascidiacea, Phlebobranchia, Cionidae. The record is from RefSeq and is a predicted model, not a curated record.